Propithecus coquereli (Coquerel's sifaka) is the source of this 3429-nucleotide messenger RNA. It is a transcript of the gene ZNF423, whose product is annotated as zinc finger protein 423. Gene Ontology annotation, cellular component: nucleus. Lineage: Eukaryota; Metazoa; Chordata; Mammalia; Primates; Indriidae. Gene Ontology annotation, biological process: regulation of transcription by RNA polymerase II. The transcript is spliced from 4 exons. The coding region runs from base 16 to 3429 and encodes 1137 amino acids. Gene Ontology annotation, molecular function: RNA polymerase II transcription regulatory region sequence-specific DNA binding; DNA-binding transcription factor activity, RNA polymerase II-specific. The record is from RefSeq and is a predicted model, not a curated record.
GAGGACGAUGAAGACAUGGAGGAUGAGUCAAUUUACACCUGCGAUCACUGUCAGCAGGACUUCGAGUCUCUGGCAGACCUGACGGACCACCGGGCCCACCGCUGUCCUGGAGAUGGUGAUGACGACCCACAACUCUCCUGGGUGGCCUCGUCUCCCUCCAGCAAGGAUGUUGCGUCACCCACGCAGAUGAUCGGAGAUGGCUGCGACCUCGGCCUCGGCGAGGAGGAAGGGGGCACGGGCCUGCCGUACCCUUGCCAGUUCUGCGACAAGUCCUUCAUCCGCCUGAGCUACUUGAAGAGGCACGAGCAGAUCCACAGCGACAAGCUGCCGUUCAAGUGCACCUACUGCAGCCGCCUCUUCAAGCACAAGAGGAGCCGUGACCGGCACAUCAAGCUGCACACGGGCGACAAGAAGUACCACUGUCACGAGUGCGAGGCGGCGUUCUCCCGCAGCGACCACCUCAAGAUCCACCUGAAGACCCACAGCUCCAGCAAGCCCUUCAAGUGCACCGUGUGCAAGCGCGGCUUCUCCUCCACCAGCUCGCUGCAGAGCCACAUGCAGGCCCACAAGAAGAACAAGGAGCAUCUGGCCAAGUCGGAGAAGGAAGCCAAGAAGGACGACUUCAUGUGCGACUACUGCGAGGACACCUUCAGCCAGACCGAGGAGCUGGAGAAGCACGUGCUCACCCGCCACCCGCAGCUCUCGGAGAAGGCGGACCUGCAGUGCAUCCACUGCCCCGAGGUCUUCGUCGACGAGAACGCGCUGCUCGCCCACAUCCACCAAGCCCACGCCAACCAGAAGCACAAGUGCCCCAUGUGUCCCGAGCAGUUCUCCUCGGUGGAGGGCGUCUACUGCCACCUGGACAGCCACCGACAGCCUGACUCCAGCAACCACAGCGUCAGUCCCGACCCCGUGCUGGGCAGCGUGGCCUCCAUGAGCAGCGCCACGCCUGACUCCAGUGCCUCCGUGGAGCGGGGCUCCACCCCGGACUCCACCCUGAAGCCGCUGCGGACACAGAAGAAGAUGCGGGAUGACGGGCAGGGCUGGUCCAAGGUGGUCUACAGCUGCCCCUAUUGUUCCAAGCGGGACUUCAACAGCCUGGCCGUGCUGGAGAUCCACCUGAAGACCAUCCACGCGGAUAAGCCCCAGCAGAGCCACACGUGUCAGAUCUGCCUGGACUCCAUGCCCACCCUCUACAACCUCAACGAGCACGUGCGCAAGCUGCACAAGAACCACGCCUACCCCGUGAUGCAGUUCGGCAACCUCUCCGCCUUCCACUGCAACUACUGCCCCGAGAUGUUCGCGGACAUCAACAGCCUGCAGGAGCACAUCCGCGUCUCCCACUGCGGCCCCAACGCCAACCCGCCCGACGGCAACAACGCCUUCUUCUGCAACCAGUGCUCCAUGGGCUUCCUCACCGAGUCCUCCCUCACCGAGCACAUCCAGCAGGCCCACUGCAGCGUCGGCAGUGCCAAGCUGGAGUCUCCGGUCAUGCAGCCCACGCAGUCCUUCAUGGAGGUCUAUUCCUGCCCCUACUGCACCAACUCGCCCAUCUUCGGCUCCAUCCUGAAGCUCACCAAGCACAUCAAGGAGAACCACAAGAACAUUCCGCUGGCCCACAGCAAGAAGUCCAAGGCAGAGCAGAGCCCGGUGUCGUCUGACGUAGAGGUGUCUUCCCCUAAGCGGCAGCGGCUCUCGGCGAGCGCCAACUCCAUCUCCAACGGCGAGUAUCCUUGCAAUCAGUGCGACCUCAAGUUCUCCAACUUUGAGAGCUUCCAGACACACCUGAAGCUGCACCUGGAGCUGCUGCUGCGGAAGCAGGCGUGCCCACAGUGCAAAGAGGACUUCGACUCCCAGGAGUCCCUCCUGCAGCACCUGACGGUGCAUUACAUGACCACGUCGACGCACUACGUGUGCGAGAGCUGCGACAAGCAGUUCUCCUCGGUGGACGACUUGCAGAAGCACCUGCUGGACAUGCACACCUUUGUGCUGUACCACUGCACCCUGUGUCAGGAGGUCUUCGACUCCAAGGUGUCCAUCCAGGUGCACCUGGCGGUGAAGCACAGCAACGAGAAGAAGAUGUACCGCUGCACGGCCUGUAACUGGGACUUCCGCAAGGAGGCCGACCUGCAGGUGCAUGUCAAACACAGCCACCUGGGCAACCCGGCCAAGGCACACAAGUGCAUCUUCUGCGGGGAGACCUUCAGCACCGAGGUGGAGCUGCAGUGCCACAUCACCACGCACAGCAAGAAGUACAACUGCAAGUUCUGCAGCAAGGCCUUCCACGCCAUCGUCCUGCUGGAGAAGCACCUGCGGGAGAAGCACUGUGUGUUUGAUGCCACGACCGAGAAUGGCACGGCCAACGGGGUGCCCCCUACGGCCGCCAAGAAGGCCGAGCCCGCUGACCUGCAGGGCAUGCUGCUUAAGAACCCCGAGGCGCCCAACAGCCACGAGGCCAGCGAGGACGACGUGGAUGCGUCGGAGCCCAUGUACGGCUGUGACAUCUGCGGGGCGGCCUACACCAUGGAGGUGCUGCUGCAGAACCACCGGCUGCGGGACCACAACAUCCGGCCGGGCGAGGACGACGGCUCGCGCAAGAAGGCCGAGUUCAUCAAGGGCAGCCACAAGUGCAACGUCUGCUCACGGACCUUUUUCUCGGAGAACGGGCUCCGGGAGCACCUGCAAACGCACCGGGGCCCUGCCAAGCACUACAUGUGUCCCAUCUGUGGCGAGCGCUUCCCCUCACUGCUGACGCUCACCGAGCACAAGGUGACCCACAGCAAGAGCCUGGACACGGGCACCUGUCGCAUCUGCAAGAUGCCCCUGCAGAGUGAGGAGGAGUUCAUCGAGCACUGCCAGAUGCACCCCGACCUGCGCAACUCACUCACGGGCUUCCGCUGCGUGGUCUGCAUGCAGACGGUCACCUCCACGCUGGAGCUCAAGAUCCACGGCACCUUCCACAUGCAGAAGCUGGCAGGCAGCUCGGCCGCGUCCUCCCCCAACGGGCAGGGGCUGCAGAAGCUCUAUAAGUGUGCCCUGUGCCUCAAGGAGUUCCGCAGCAAGCAGGACCUGGUGAAGCUCGACGUCAACGGGCUGCCCUAUGGCCUCUGUGCUGGCUGCAUGGCCCGCAGUGCCAACGGACAGGUGGGCGGCCUGGCUCCGCCCGAGCCCGCUGACCGGCCCUGUGCUGGCCUCCGCUGCCCCGAGUGCAGCGUCAAGUUUGAGAGUGCUGAGGACCUGGAAAGCCACAUGCAGGUGGACCACCGCGACCUCACGCCAGAGACCAGUGGGCCCCGGAAAGGUGCCCAGACGUCGCCAGUGCCCCGGAAAAAGACGUACCAGUGCAUCAAGUGCCAGAUGACCUUCGAGAAUGAGCGAGAGAUACAAAUCCACGUUGCCAACCACAUGAUUGGUAACCACUAUGAUUAA